AUGGACCGGAAUGGAUCCGAUACCGAGCGUCGUCUGCAUGCCAUAGAAGCUGCUUUUGAGCGUGAGCGGCAACAGCGUGAUCUACUGAAGAAGAAGUACGCUCGUUUGAAACGGCGUUACGUGCGGCUGGAGCGCUCGCACAGCCGCCUACUGAUGGAGAAGCAUGGGAAUAUCAAUAGAGUGGAGACGCCCAUUGCUAAUUUUGAGACACCAAGCAGCGUGGAGUCUACACUGAGUUUGCAGUCGUCAACGUUUGCAGUAAUAGAUCUCACUAGUCCAUGUGCUGGUACCAGCUCUGCAGUGACAAGCAGUAGUGGAUCGCUGGUUAGUGUAUCUAGAGAAAUGCAAGGCUCACAGCUAAAUUUCCUGUCGAGAGAUGAUAUCUGUAGUGAAAGCCCGAGCUCGUCAAUAGGGUCUCCAGAGGUAGUACCGAGGGGAUCCCAUAGUAAUGAGGAGCAGGAAGAGAGAAAGAUGGACGAGGAAGAGGAGGGUAUUGAUAGGGAAACCUGGCGACGCAGCAACAGGUUAUACUCGACCCCUGUACCUCGGAGACGUGUGCAUUUAGACUCCACUCUUCCGCGACGUCUCACUGAUUCUCAUCGUGUGCUAUCAAGUCCACCGCGACGGAUGCAGCUGUAUGGACUGCAGUCGGAUCAUUCAACCAGCUCGCACAGCUCUCCGCAGUCAGCACAUUCCAUGACUACCAAUAGUGGAGAACCUCGUACACGAACCCGUCCGCGACUUCAUCUGCACGAUCAUUCGCCCGAACAAACUGCCGCCCGUGCUUAUGGAUACGAACUGGAGCAAGAACUGGAGCCUCGCGCUCAUCGUCAUGAGCGAUACCGCUGGGCGUCUGAUUUAUCACCGGAGCCUUCCGUACCGUCUCCUGUGGUAUCCUCACCACUGGUGCCAAGAAACCCAUCGUUAUUGCCACCGACUGUUCCUCUGCCUGCGUCUCAUCCCAGAGCACAGAACAACGAGGAGGCUUCGCUUGCAUUGGCUAGAUAUCUACAACAACAAGAGAAUAUUGCGGCCUAUGAAGAGUACGAGACUCGCUUGUAUCUUGGGGCCGUUGAGCAAGAAUACAGCCAGCGAUUUCACCAUCCCGCAAGCUCAUUACUUUCGGGUGUGGCCGGCCACCAGCGCAACAUCGACCCGGACAAUAUGACCUAUGAAGAACUUCUAAGGCUUGGUGAAGAGGUCGGAGACGUGAAGAAGGAGCGGUGGCGACGGAUGGCUAUGCAGGUACUAUCGAGCCUCCCAAUCCAUCACUGGACCCGCGGUCACGUUGAAGACACAUGUAUCAUCUGCCAGUACGAUUUCAUGCAAAACGAUCGAGCCAUGACCCUUCCGUGUGCUCACGUAUUUCAUGAAGAUUGCGUUGGUGACUGGAUUCGUGAAAAUAACAGUUGUCCUCUCUGCAAGCGGGAAAUUGCUCCAAUUUAA
Molecule: messenger RNA, 1446 nt
Organism: Peronospora farinosa
Lineage: Eukaryota; Oomycota; Peronosporomycetes; Peronosporales; Peronosporaceae
Source: the annotation of a GenBank genome assembly